GGCGGUAGUAAGACGAGCCCCAUACUUUUUGUUUGGAUCUGGGCAAUUAAAUCCCACCCUGUGUCCACAGCCUUUAUCCUUGUAUUUUCAUCGGGAGCGCAGCAAGCUGCCAUGGAGCAUGGACCAACACAACGAGGGCUGUCAGCGUCUCUUGUCACCCUACUGAACCGGACCUGGCUGCGGAGAGCGGGUUCCCAAUAGGAACAUUUGAGACUAAAGCCGGGCCCGCUCCUCCGCCUAGGCAGGUUGCUCUGUGGGCGGCCCCAGCUCUGCCUGAGGCUGAUUGGGUGCCAGGUGCGCCGGGGCUUUUCCCUUGCUGCUGCAGCAGCAUCUUUGCCCCGCGGGCGGAGCGCCCCCGCUAGCCCCAGCCUCAGUGCAUAACGAGGCAUGUGAUUGCUGCUGUUUGUUGCUACUGCUGCUGGGGGCGGGGGCGGGGGCGGCCGGGAGGAGGCGGGGGCCGCGGCGGCCUGGGUAUUUGCAUGGGCUGAAGGCAAAGCGUCUUCAUCGGUGACAGUCUGUUUUUAUUUUUAGCUGGCCGCUCAGCUCGCGUUGCAGGGAGGGAACGAGGCUGGCUCCCGGCGGGGCAGCAGGACGCGGACACCAGCAGAGAGGUUACCGCAGGCGAGCAGCAAUCAGCCAGGCUGCAAGCUGCCCCGAGGCAGGGAGCAGCGGCCUCUCGCUCCCCUAGUCAGAGGAUCUGCCUGGGGGGUCGCUCGGCUCUUCCGCGCGAGCCUCCUGCAGCGGAGGUACCGGCAAGGCUUUGCAAAUGGCCAGCCCUCGGCUAGAGCUGGAGGAAAUUCAGCCUCUGCAGCAGGACGCUGCCCGUCCUGAGCCAGCCGUCGCCGAGGCGCGGCACUGGAUCGAGCAAGUCACAGGCAGAAGUUUUGGUGACAAAGAUUUUCGGUCUGGAUUAGAAAAUGGUAUUCUGCUGUGUGAGUUGCUGAAUGCAAUAAAGCCUGGACUGGUAAAAAAGAUCAAUAGACUGUCGACCCCUAUUGCUGGGUUGGACAACACCAUCUUAUUCUUAAGAGGCUGCAAAGAGCUGGGGCUUAAAGAAUCUCAACUUUUUGACCCGGGUGACCUUCAGGACACAUCAAACAGAAUAACAGUCAAGAACAUUGAAAACAGUAGGAAGCUGAAAAAUGUCCUAGUUACCAUUUAUUGGCUGGGGAAAGCAGCAAACAGAUGCACUUCAUACAGUGGAGCAACACUGAACCUGAAGGAGUUUGAAGGAUUGCUGGCACAGAUGAGAAAGGAAACUGAAGAUAUUGAGAGCCCCAAACGCAACAUUCGUGACAGUGGUUAUAUUGAUUGUUGGGACUCUGAACGCAGCGAUUCCCUUUCCCCCCCUCGCCACGGCAGAGAUGAUUCCUUUGACAGUCUGGAUUCAUUUGGUUCCCGCUCACAGCAGACACCAUCUCCAGAUGUAGUGCUCAGAGGAAGCAGCGAUGGGAGAGGGAGUGACUCUGAGUCUGACUUGCCACACCGAAAGAUGCCAGAUGUGAAAAAAGAUGAUAUGUCUGCAAGGCGGACGUCGUAUGGCGAACCUAAAUCAGUUGUGCCUUUUAACCAGUAUCUCCCGAACAAGAGUAACCAGACUGCCUAUGUACCAGCUCCUCUUCGGAAAAAGAAAGCUGAACGAGAGGAGUACCGGAAGAGCUGGAGUACUGCUACUUCACCACUUGGAGGAGAGAAGCCUUUCAGCAAAAACCAUCCAGAAACCAUAGAAGAACAAAAUGAGGCACCAGGACAACAUGAAGAGGAGCAGGUGGGAUGCAUGGCUUCCAGGACAAACCCCAGGAAAAGUCAAGUAGAUUUGAAUCAAAACAAAGGAAAGACUAUAGGUCAGUUUCCUUCAGGUAGCGCCAAAGAAACUGCAGUGCACAAGUGCAAAGAGAAGGAUGCAGAGGAAAUCAGAAAGUUAAGAAGGCUUGAACAAGCUGGUAUUAAGGUCAUGCCAGCCGCACAACGCUAUGGCAGUCAAAAGCAAAUAUAUGAAGAUCGUGAACCUACCCCAGACAUCAUUCUUCACAAGGAGAAACCCUCUAUGAUGCAUUGUCAAGGGAAGGAUUCUGGAUCAGAAGAUGAAGCAGUGUGCAGAGUUCCUGAUCUAGAAAAGGAUGACUUUGCAGCCCGGAGAGCAAGACUGAAUCAGCCCAAACUUACAGUGUCAUUUAACCGGUUUUUAGUUGGGCCCUGUACAAAUAAAGAUAAAGGUAAACUGGAAGGUGUUAAGAAGCCAUUACAGAAGGAAAAACAGGAAUAUGCCAGAGCAAACCAGGUACAUAUGGCAUCAGCAAGGCAAAUUGUGACACGUAAAGAAAACCCAUUCCUGCAGUCUCAGGAUAACGAGUCGGAGGAGGAAGAGCAGGUGAAAGUGCCUGAUAUUCAAAGAGAUGACCUGGCUAAACGAAAGACUCAAAGUAACCUUACCCAGCAACAAGAGUCUCCAGUGUCUGUGAAAGCUUCUAUAACACAAGCAGAUUUGGAGACGUGGGACAAACUGAAAGUGUCCGAGCAGCUCAGUGAAGAAGACCUCAGAUGCGCCAAGGAUCCUGAACCAUCCUCUGAAAUUGCAGUGGAAGCAGCUGUUCAUGAUGAUUUUGCUAGCUGCAAAGCAAGAGCAUACAAAAAGGCUUCUAGCCCAAAGCAGAGGUUUGUGCACUUUGGGCCAGUGACUGAGAUUGAUCAACAGAAAUGGGAGAAGGUUAGUAUUGCCAGGGCCAUAUCCAACAGUGAAACCACAGAGGAGACUGGGAGGGAAAGAGCUGAGAGACAGAUUUGCCAUGAAACCUUUGCAUCCGCCACUGCCUGCAGCCUCACUACCAUUGAACAUAAUAAUGAAGUCUCCAGACCACAAAAUGAUUCCAGCAGCAGUUUUCCCUUGAAUUGCACAAUGGAACAACAUCAUGGAACAGUUUCACCUGUCUUCAUGGGCUGUAAUGUGACAAGGGACGAGAGCCAUGAGAAACUGAAAGACCAGAGUAGGGGUGGGACAGAACACCAAGUGAGACUUCCAGAUCCAAGAGAUGACAUGAUGGCAAGAAGAACUGGAGCUUUUCUGAAGCAGCCUGGACCGAGUGUUAAACAGUUUCUCCCAGUUCCUUUUUCAAAGCAGCAGAGUAGCCAGGAGAGAGCUAAGAAACUUGUAAAGCCUGAAAAGAAAAUGAAGAGCACUACCACCACUGGCUCAUUCAUCACUGAAAAAUGUCCACAAAUCUGUGCUAACAGUCCUCAGCGACUGGCAGUGCAGCCUCAACACAGAGAAGAAAAAGAACAAGAAAGACAACAUCUCCCUGAUACAGGACAAGAUGAGGCGUUCACUAUUCACAUGAGUAGUCAUAGUCUUGAUCAGAUUCACUCAGAUCAAACUUCACAGCUUCAGGAAGUUCCUGAGAGAAACAAAGUGUUGUCAUCCAGAGACGAACAACUGCAAACAUUCGGCCCCAGAACUGCUGUGUCUGAUGACGCAGAGAGUGUGAGUAUGUUUGACAUGAGGUGUGAAGAUGAAGCUGUGAUGCAGCCUCACAGCAAGGCUCGCCAUGAAAAGCUACAGCAUAUUCACAACCAACUGAAAGAGGAUGAGGAUAGAUGGCAAGAUGAUCUGGCACGGUGGAAAAGUCGGAGAAGAAGCGCUUCACAGGACCUAAUUAAAAAAGAAGCAGAGAGAAAGAAGAUGGAAAGGUUAUUGAGUGGCGGUGAUGGAACAAGUGAGCGAAGGAAAAGUAUCAAGACUUACAGAGAAAUUGUGGAGGAGAAAGAGAGAAGAGAAAAGGAGCUGCACGAAGCCUACAAGAAUGCCAAGUCACGUGAGGAAGCGGAGAGCAUUCUCCAACAAUACAUUGAAAGGUUCACCAUUAGCGAAGCUGUCCUUGAACAUUUAGAGAUGCCAAAAAUUCUGGAAAGAAGCCAUUCAGUGGAGCCAAAUUCAUCAUCACCACCGAAGGACCCAAAUCCUAUGAGAUACUUACGGCAACAAUCGCUGCCUCCUCCAAAAUACACUGCCACUAUUGAAGCAACCAUUGUUCCCAUCAGUGAAUCAGAAGCCACUGUUUCAACAGGCCAGACAUCUCCAAGCAAAACUGUUGUCUCCAAGGCUGUGCCUGUGCUGACACCCAAGCCUUAUGCACAACCCAAAAACACGCAGCAGGUCUUGAAAACAUUUAAGGUAGAUGGAAAAGUCAGCAUGAAUGGCGAAACUUUCAAUGGACUUGAAGAGAAGGAUAAAGAAUGUACAACAGUGAUAUUUGCUCCUUUACUAAGAAGAUCUCCAAAGUUUGAAGGGGUGGCCAGAGUGGAUGAAUCCCUGGUGGAAUUGAAACAGGACACCACUAGCGUUGAGCUCAGUUUAAAGAGGCCUGCCACUCACACUGUGCACAGAGAGCUGACAGCCUCCUUCACUGAAGACAUUAAACCAGCCAACCAAAAAGAUGAAACUGAUUCUGGAAGGCCAGAAAUGAUGAAUUCAGGGUUUGCUUCACCAGCUGCAGAACAGAAACAAUUCAAGACAACUGUUACUUGUGCCCACCCUGUUGUGCCCAGCAUGGAGUUCCCUCCUAGCACCCAUUCUGAAGAAGCAGCUUCAAAAGAUAAAGAUCUGAAGAAACCCGAGACAGAACAACAGAAGGAAGCAGAGGUCCUAGUUACAGAGAAGGUAGUGAAGUCAAAGGCUCCAGAACAAGAAGGGAGUAUAUUUCCAUUUUUGAAGAAAGUACCUGAGACCAGCCAAGUUAUUCUGCAGAACUCUGCUCAACAAGCGGAUUCUGAUAAUAGUGACAAGUCAAAUCGUUUCAGUUUCUGGUCCUGGGAUCCGGAAGAGGAACGAAAGCGACAGGAAAGAUGGCAGCAUGAACAGGAACGCUUGCUUCAGGAGAGGUACCAGAAGGAGCAGAACAAGCUGAAAGAAGAAUGGGAAAAAGCACAGAAAGAAGUUGAAGAGGAGGAGCGUAGAUACUGUGAGGAGGAGCGCAAGAUAAUUGAGGAUACUGUAGUUCCAUUCACGGUUUCUUCAAGCUCUGCUGAACCCCUCUCCACUUCUUCCUCUGUCAGUGAAGGAAAUGGGAUAAUGACUAUGAUGGAACUGAGCAAUUCUCAUGAGGAAGAGAAACAAAAGGAAAUUAAAAGAGAGAAGAAAUUACCCUGGGAGCAGGAGAGUGCAUCAUUAGCCAAAAACAAGAGAAGUGAACCAUGCCUGGAAAAGAAAAGCAGUGUAAAUAAAGUGCCCACAGAACAUCCAGAGACUAUUCUUCAGACGGAAAGUGAGCAGGAUCACCAGGUGUCAGUUGCGGAGCGCAGCUCACCAGUCAUACUGAAUCUACCAUUGACUCAGGAUGUGUCGUGGAGUCAACAGUUGUUAACGAAACAGUCACCACACAUUUCAGAAGAAGUUAGACAGAAAACAUCUCUGGAUCAGAGCAUAGGCCAGCAGGAUAAUUCCCCAGGUGAAAGGAGAAGGACAGGCUAUCAUGAGAAUUUCAGGCCUGGGCUGUCAUCUCCAUGUUCUCCUACACCUCAAAACCACUCACCCAACAGAUAUCAAAGGUCUGUCAGUGGAAAGAAACUAUGUUCUGCCUGUCGGCUUCCUCUUGGAAAAGGAGCUGCCAUGAUUAUUGAAACACUCGGUCUAUAUUUUCACAUUCAUUGCUUCAGGUGUGGAAUUUGCAAGGGACAGCUUGGAGAUGCAGCAAGUGGAACUGAUGUCAGGAUUAGAAAUGGUCUUCUCAACUGCAAUGAUUGUUACAUCAGAUCCAGAACUGCUGGGCAGCCAACAACCUUGUGACAGGAAUUUCAGUCCUAAAAACUUGCUGCAAGAAGGAGCUUCCCCAUCAUGUCCCUGGGGCUGCUUCCAGACAAUCACUUGUAAGAGCUCAUAUCCAUGGACUUCAUAGCUCCCAUCUCAUUUUGAAAUGCUCACAUAAAAGGCUGCAUCUGCUACUUUAAAGCGCAGUAUCAUUUUUCCCUUUCUUAAUGAAUUUGCAUAAUAUGUAUGAAGAACAUUUGGUAAUUCGUAUCUGAAAUAUUAAAAAAGAGAAUUUCCAUGUUUUCCGAUAUGUUUAUGAUUUAAAAUCUGUCAUUUUGGUCUUUUCAAAGCCAGAAAAGAUUCUAUAAAUCUAUUUUGUUUUAAUACUUCUAGGAAUUAAAAUAAGUUUACAGAAUGUUUAUGGAAGUUCUAGAAUAUGUCAAUUCGAGAUGAGAUGAUUUAAAGAUAGCAUCAAAUUAGUGCAUUUGCAAAACUAAACAUCAUGUGACUUUUCUGUUAUUACUGAAACUAUUAACUUUUUUACACAAAGACACUAGUUUAAUAAUACAUACUGUAAUUCUGAAACAUUUUGUUUUAUAUUAUCUUCAGUGGAGGGUAGGAGUUAUACAAAUAAAUUAUUGCACCUUUAGCAUUAGGAUUUUUUUUCAAUAUGUGUAUACAUCAAGUAAUGGUCAACACUAUAGUUUAAUAGUCUAUCAAAUAAAGAUUUCUUCAUUAACCUUGAAAGAGUGUAUGCCAUUAGCAAUUGCAAAAAUCCACACUAGGAUAAUAAAGAGGAAAUCUUUUCUUAACAUGUACAGAAUUAUACAAUACUACCAAAUUCUUGGGGGGCUGACGUGGAUGAAGCUGAAUCUACCAGAGGUGGGUUGGUGGUUGUUGGUACAGCUAAACGGAUCUACUGGCUUGUAAUUUUCUCAUGGCCAGUAGAGUUGUUACAAAUGAAUUAGCAGAUCUUAUGAAUCUGAUAUCUUAAUGAGAUUCUAUGUAGUAGAAAUACAUUUACAAACCAGACGGGUUGAUUUGGUUCCCAUAAAGGGUCAAUAUAAUUAGAAUGUGUCAAACUAUAAACAGCUGUGAUUCAGUGCGGUACAUCAGUGGUCCUGAACCUGUGUUCCUUGUAUAUACAACUCUCAUUGCAGUCAGUGGGAUUUGUGAGUGUAUAAAGAAUGCAGGAUGAGGUCCAAUCUGUCACACUUUACAAAAAAAACCCAACAAAACUAUUAAGCGCAUUUGGGUCAGUUGCACUCUGUGCAUUAUCAUAAAUAUAUUCUACUAUUAGUGCAUACCAGUAGCUCCCUGAAAUAGAAACUGAAGCUGUGGGUGUAUAGAUCAAGAAUAUACCCUAAAAUUUAGCUCACACAUUACAGUUGUAAAAUAUUACAGUACUGAUUUCUAACUGUAUUACAUGGCGAAUUUUAGCAGGCUGAUAAAGGAGAAGUUAUUCAAAAAAUCACACUUAGCAACUUAAGAUGUGAUUUAAAAUGAAAAAAAAAUCUAUUUAUUCUACCUUAAAACCAUGGUCAACUAAAUUAAGAGAUUCCUUAUUGUAUGUGACAGAAUAUGUACACAUCCAUUGUCUUUUGAUGUUGGUAAAAGGAAAUAAAGUGGAUAUUAGGUAAGCAAUAAUUUUUUCUAAGUGUUUAUAUUGAUAGCAUCUAUUUAUUUAAAAUGCUAGACAGUUCUUUGCGUGCAAGUUGCAUGCUCAUGCAGAAAUACUUUGUCACUGAAAACAUUUGUACAAUGUUGUAAUUUUAAGACGUUGCUGUCUAAUAGAAAGUUACACAUUAUUUCAUUAAAACUGUGCCUUAGAAAAUG
This is a messenger RNA of Gopherus evgoodei (Goodes thornscrub tortoise), 7576 nucleotides long. It is a transcript of the gene LIMCH1, whose product is annotated as LIM and calponin homology domains 1. The record is from RefSeq and is a predicted model, not a curated record. Gene Ontology annotation, cellular component: stress fiber. Gene Ontology annotation, molecular function: myosin II head/neck binding; actin binding. The transcript has 33 exons. NCBI's taxonomy places the organism in Eukaryota, Metazoa, Chordata, Testudines, Testudinidae. Gene Ontology annotation, biological process: actomyosin structure organization; regulation of focal adhesion assembly; positive regulation of stress fiber assembly. Bases 767 to 5779 code for a protein of 1670 amino acids.